AUGGCAUCUGCAAAUACGAGCAGAGUCAGAAUCAUCACGACGUUCAAUCAGUAUGAAUCAGCUAUGUCGGAUACAAACUCUGUGGUUGUGAUCCUCUACACUGCACCGGGUUGCCCCCACUGUAACAGGUUCUUGCCGCAGUACAACUCUAUCUCGAUCGAGUCUGCAUGGAACAACAUUUCUUUCUACAAUGUAAAUAUCAUGAGCGGCGAUGGGCUUGGAAUAGCGAGGCGCAACAACGUCGGAGGCGUUCCGCAUACUUCCUUCUACUCCCGUGCCAAGAAGCUCGGAGACAUGAGAGGAGACAGCAUCUCGGAGUUUCGCAAGCUCCUUGCCAAGCACUUGCAAGACCGCACCUUCGUUGGAGCAGGAUACGUCUUGGGCUCCAGCGCCAACUCGGAGCCUCCCCGAGCCAUGGGGAACUCUCGUGAGGAGAAUGCCAAGAAGCUUGAGAAGAAAUCCGUGCCGGCCCACAAGAUCGAGGCCUUGGAGGGGAUGGGGUUCGAGCGCAGCAAGGCGAUAGCUGCGCUGCAGAGGACAGAAGGCGAUGUGGACCAGGCAGCUGACAUCCUGCUGGGAGGUGGCUCGGCUCAGGACAAAGCUUGGAUCGCUGGAGUGUCCAUCGACACAGAGGCAUCGGACGCUCAGCGAAGGGAGCUGGAGCAGGGAAGGAAGUGCGGUAUUGGGCUGGGCCUCGUUGAUCACUGGGACAACACUGGGCCCAGAGUCUCAGACGUGGUCCCCUACUCGCCUUCAGCUGAAGCAAAGAUUUUCAACAAGGGAGACAAGAUUGUUGCGAUUGAUGGGGUGGACGUGCGGGGAUUUCGAGUCGACCAGCUCAAGAAUCUGAUCCUUGGGGCUCCGGGCACGCAAGUGGAGAUCUCCUUCGUGCCUGUCUCGCACCUACGCUGGGGAGGAGGACUGCUAGGAGGAAACGAUUCGAAGGAUAUCGUGAAGGUCAUUUUGACCCGAGAGGUCAGGCUGGAUACAUGCCUGGCAGGAGCGAGAGGAAAGGACGUGAAGACCCAGACGAUGAAGAAGAGGGAGGAGCCGGCGUCAGCGAAGCCGGCAUGGUACUCGACAGUCUGGCAGGACAUCAAAUCCGGCUCUGAGCGGAUGAGCAAAAACCUGGAGAAUGGCUUCAAGUCAGCUGGGGACAAGAUCGAGGAGGCAGGCAGCGCCAUCGGAAAGUCAGCCUCGAAUGGAUGGGAGAAAACCUCCAAAGGAGCCAAAGAGGUAGCGAAGUCCAUCAACGAAUCGACGGCUUCUGCAAGCGAGACCAUGACGGAGGCGGGAGAGAAAAUCAAGGAGGCCGUCGUCGUCGACACAGCCGCUCGCAAGAGGAUCGCAGUUGAGACGGCAGAACUCGAGGAGGAGAACAGACUUCUCAGAGAAAGGCUCAAUCAAGCUGCUUCGAGCGGUUCCAACACGCCGAGCGCCAAGUCCGACGGCUCAAGGAGAGGCGAUGGAUGCCAGGAAGGAGAGUCAACGGACAUCCGCAGCUUCGCAGCUGAGUCCUUCUCCACUGCCAAGUCGCCUAACGUACCCGAGUGCUCUAUCAGAGUGAGGAUGACUGACGGAACGGUUAUCGAGAAGAGCUUUCCCUCGUCCACGAAGCUCAAGAAGGUGGUUGAGAGCGUUCUGCCCUCGGACGACCUGCGCGAGGAGUGGACUCUGAUGCUCCCGUGGCCUCCGAUGUCGCCAAGAGACUUUCCUGACCUGCUCCUCAGGUACCCGAGGAAGAUAUUCGGCGACGAGGACCUCGACAAGACCCUUCUCGAAGCUUCGCUGGCACCUGCUGCUACCAUGAACGUCACCAAACGGAGAUGA
This is a messenger RNA of Guillardia theta CCMP2712, 1830 nucleotides long. RefSeq lists its product as hypothetical. The transcript is spliced from 28 exons. The record is from RefSeq and is a predicted model, not a curated record. The coding region runs from base 1 to 1830 and encodes 609 amino acids. Lineage: Eukaryota; Cryptophyceae; Pyrenomonadales; Geminigeraceae. Gene Ontology annotation, molecular function: protein binding.